GUAUUCACAAAAUCAUUUUAAGAAAAUUUGAAAUUCCGAUGCUUAAGAAUUAAGACUUUGAUGCCUAUUUCUUAUUAAAGAAAAAAAAAAAAAAACCCCUGUGAUGAAGAAAUGGUGGUAAUUUCUCUUCAUCCAAGGCCACGAAAGACAAUAUAAUCCUAAUAAUAUUGAGUUAUUUAAAUUAUCAGAGUAAAUAAGGGAAUCAAUCUCCAUGAUCGGCGUUAACGUUACGGGUCUUUGCACUCUGCCGUGCAAGACAACAACCUUCGUAGAAUCGAAACCACUGUGGCGCCCGACACCUCCUUCGCUCUCCGCACGGCGCCACACUUCCUCCUCCGCAAUCUUUCUUUUAGUCUUCCAAAACACUUCUUGGUCUUCUCAUGCACCGAUUCCUUCCUGGAAAACGGGUAGCUCCUCAGGUACAUCUGCCUGCACGAGAUACUGUCCACCACAACCACAGGGCACUGCGGGUGCCCAUUACGCCCCCUCCGCCACGGUUGACGUUGUUCGGUCGGAGUGGGGCCACUUCGUCGUUUAUGCAAACGGAGAUCGUUAUUGGAGCUCACUGAUCGGAUGAACGCUGCGUCGGAUUCUGGCCACUUGUAGUUCCGCCGAACUAGGACCCUGGCGUCAUUGAUGCAGCCGGUGUCUGUCUCUUAUACACCUCUAUUUUGUCUAAUUAACAAUUUUGUUUUUU
Rubroshorea leprosula is the source of this 697-nucleotide messenger RNA. NCBI's taxonomy places the organism in Eukaryota, Viridiplantae, Streptophyta, Magnoliopsida, Malvales, Dipterocarpaceae. The record is from the annotation of a GenBank genome assembly.